CCUAACCCCCAAUUUAACACACAUUCCCUUGAUGACCGAGAUUCAUCUCAAUCUCAAGUUGUCAACCUCUACUCUACACACGAGAGCGAUUAAACACAUCUCCGCCAAUCCCCAACUCUCCGACGACCCCAAUCGCAAACCCUAGAACCUCCUCCUCCUCCUCCUCCACCGAUUCUCUCCGCCGUUGUUGUUGUUGUUUAGAUAGUGACGUCAUCUGGUUCGUUUGUGGUGAGUGUUGUGUGUGUUUGAUAUGAAGAGAAGCUAUCAGCAGUCAUCUUCUUCAUAUGGACCUCCUAAAUCCAAAUCCAGACAUAAUCCAGACGGUGAUGCUUUUCUAGAGGACGAGAGCACAAAGAUAUUUGCCAAGAAAGUUGCUGACCAUUACAGUGCAAGGACAAACCAAACCUUGGAGGAGCGAGAAGCGAGUCCCAUUAUUCAUUUAAAGAAGCUCAAUAAUUGGAUUAAAAGUGUCUUAAUUCAGCUAUAUGCAAAGAGGGGGGAUGCAGUUCUUGAUCUUGCGUGUGGUAAGGGUGGUGAUUUAAUCAAAUGGGACAAGGCAAAAAUUGGAUACUAUGUCGGAAUUGACAUAGCAGAGGGAUCGAUAGAAGAUUGUCGCACUCGUUACAAUGGGGAUGCAGAUCAUCAUCAGCGCCGUAAAAAAUUCACCUUUCCUGCUCGACUGUUAAGCGGUGAUUGUUUUGAGGUACGACUAGAUAAAGCUUUAGCUGAUGAUGCACCUUUUGAUUUAUGUAGUUGCCAGUUUGCUAUGCACUACUCAUGGUCUACUGAGGCGCGUGCAAGGAGGGCCUUGGCUAAUGUAUCAUCCUUACUUCGUCCAGGUGGAAUAUUUAUUGGAACAAUGCCAGAUGCUAACGUUAUUGUGAAAAAGCUAAGAGCAGCCGAUGGAUUGGUAUUUGGCAAUAGUGUCUUCUGGAUUCAGUUUGAUGACGAUUUCUCAGAGAAGAAAUUUAAGUCUUCAAGCCCCUUUGGCAUAAAGUACAAAUUCCACCUAGAGGACGCCGUUGAUUGUCCGGAGUGGAUUGUGCCAUUUGAUGUCUUCAAAUCACUGGCAGAAGAGUACGAUUUAGAGCUUGUUUUCGUGAAGAACUCACAUGCAUUUGUUCAUGAGUACAUGAAGAAGCCUGAGUUUAUCGAACUCAUGCGUAGACUCGGUGCAUUGGGUGAUGGAAACCAAGACCAGAGUACACUUUCAUCAGAUGAAUGGGAGGUAGCUUAUUUAUAUUUGGCAUAUGUCUUGAGGAAGCGGGGCCAACCUGAGCAAAACAGAACAAAUACACGAAGAGACAAAGGCAAGAUGCAUCUAGAAAAAGAAGACAUAACAUAUAUUAGUAGCUGAUUUCAAGUGGGGUCUAUGGCAGAUGAUCAAUAACAAUCUCGAACAAAACUAAGAAAAUGACAGGUCUGUGCAUGUGCGCAGAUCAUUCAGUUUGAGGCUGUUUUCUGGAAAAAAAAUAUUUGUAAAAUAAGUUAUGUAAUAGCUGUUAACUGCAGUGUUGCUGAUUACACAGCAAACAUUAUAGUCCUGCGCUUGUAUUUUUUCCCUUUUCUGCUCCAGAAUCCAAGCCUGUGUUAUGUGGCCGUUUCAUAGGAUUUCACAUGCUGUAAAAUUGUAUCGUAGCAGUUACUGAAUUUACAAUUAAAAAUUCCCCUAUUAAUCAAAGUUUUGUCGGCCGGAGGGUCAAACUUCUCACUGGGAA
This is a messenger RNA of Helianthus annuus (common sunflower), 1718 nucleotides long. Its product is annotated as mRNA cap guanine-N7 methyltransferase 1. Gene Ontology annotation, cellular component: nucleus. The record is from RefSeq and is a predicted model, not a curated record. Lineage: Eukaryota; Viridiplantae; Streptophyta; Magnoliopsida; Asterales; Asteraceae. Gene Ontology annotation, biological process: 7-methylguanosine mRNA capping. Gene Ontology annotation, molecular function: mRNA 5'-cap (guanine-N7-)-methyltransferase activity. Bases 251 to 1357 code for a protein of 368 amino acids. The transcript has 14 exons.